Messenger RNA from Stylonychia lemnae, 597 nucleotides. The record is from the annotation of a GenBank genome assembly. Lineage: Eukaryota; Ciliophora; Spirotrichea; Sporadotrichida; Oxytrichidae.
AUGUUUAUUUCCUUCCUUUCUUAUGUAAUAGCUUUAUCGUGCAUCAAUCACAUUUCUUUUUCCAGAGCAUUUCUUGCAGUAGUAACUUUUAACUGCAAAUAGCCAAAGCGAACAGAUCUUGGUUGCUGUGGUAGAGAAAAAUAAGGAAAAUAAACACAGGAAACCAAAAAUCAAGAAAUCAUUGAAAAUUAAAUCAAUAGCUAGGAAAUUGAUUCUUACCAAAAGGUUGCUUAAUUGGAUGACCAAAAUAUCUAAGUUUAGGGUGUAUAUCGUGGGUAAGCAGCUGGUGGCUACCCUCCAAUGACCACAGAUUUUUAGCAAUAAAAUCUUUAACCUAUUGUCAGCAAUAAUUAGAUUUAACCAAUUGCUUAUGGUGGUUUCCUAGAAUAGCAAGAGAUGAUUUAGCAUUAAUCACUACCAAUUAAGAAAGUCAGUAAUUACAAAGUAUAGAAUAAGCAUGCCCUUCGACUAGACAUAGCAAAUGCCAGUAGGAUAGCCAUAAGUCUAUGGUGGAUACUAAAUACCUCCACAGGUAAUAGGCUUUUAGUAGUUACAAAUACCUCAAGGAUAUCCUAUGUAACAGCUACCCUAAUUUGA